CUCAGCUCUUGGUCUGGUGUUGGGCGAACAAUAUUACUACAACCGGACCAGGACACCUUUUCACCAUACUUGUAAUUGGCUGAGGCACGUCUUACAAGCAGACUACUUUGGUUAGGAAUAGAGUUCCAAUUAAAUCAUAAAGAUCCAACUCCUGGCUGGAUGAGAGUUUGUUCUUAAACUUAAGCCUAAUCCCGGAGCUCGGGUACAACAUUUGGGUAUCAGAGCUUGUUGUCGAGCAUCCUCCUGAGGCCAAACAACACACUUCCAUUCCUUUUCUCCUCUCCAUAAACUACUACUUUAUUCCCUUUUCAUCUCCUUCCUUGCUAUUAUGUCAAACACAUCCAACAACCUUUCCAACGAAGAACUUCUAGCUUCCAAUUCCUCCCUCAAAGCCCAAGUUGAGUACUUGGCAAAACAAGUUGCCGAACUCACCAAGCUCAUGAUGAACAUGGUGAACACCCCGGAAGAAAGCGAUGAAGAAGAAGAGGUUCCUCUCGAAGAUAACUCUAGUAACACCUCUAGAAGAGAGAAUUAUGAACGAGGAGCUAAUGAUUUUAAGGUUGACAUACCAACCUUUGAAGGAAAGAAUGAUCCCGACGACUUUCUAGAGUGGCUCGAGACUGUUGAGCGCGUCUUUGACUUCAAAGAUGUGCCCUAGGAGAAGAAAGUCAAAAUCGUGGCGCUGAAGUUCCGGAAAGGUUCGGCUUCAUCUUCUUCAAAGAGGAUGAGGUCUUUUUGGCUUUGGAGUUCAUGGUGUUCAGCUUGUAAUAUGGUGG
This is a messenger RNA of Cuscuta campestris, 776 nucleotides long. NCBI's taxonomy places the organism in Eukaryota, Viridiplantae, Streptophyta, Magnoliopsida, Solanales, Convolvulaceae. The record is from the annotation of a GenBank genome assembly.